Saprolegnia diclina VS20 is the source of this 2964-nucleotide messenger RNA. RefSeq lists its product as hypothetical. The transcript is spliced from 5 exons. The record is from RefSeq and is a predicted model, not a curated record. Gene Ontology annotation, molecular function: ATP binding; metal ion binding. Bases 1 to 2964 code for a protein of 987 amino acids. NCBI's taxonomy places the organism in Eukaryota, Oomycota, Saprolegniomycetes, Saprolegniales, Saprolegniaceae.
AUGGGCAACAGCAACUCUGCGGCCGCGUCGCCGACGGUCGCCGCCACCGAGAGCAGCGCGUCGCCGGCGCCGAGCCCGCGCGCGCCGUCGUCCUUCCGCCUCCUUAGCGCCGACCAGCGCGCCGUGACCUUUGACGAGCGCAUCCACUUGCCGCGGAAGAGCAUUCCGCUGCCGCACCACCCGCACCCGCACGCCGACUUUAAGAAGCUCAGCCGCGCUGCAACCUUUGACCCGCGCAUGCGCCAGACCCAAGAUGCGGUCCGCGACGUCUUGCACAAGCGCUACUUCAAUGCCAAGGAAGAGCGCGAUGCGCAGAGCCUCGGCCUCUCUGCGAUCCCAGAGCUGGAUAGCGGCAGCCACGCAAUCGUCGUUGUCGACCCGUUCUCGACGGGCAUGGUGCUCGCGGAAGAGGUCAUGAAGCGCGAGUACACGUGCAUUGCGCUCUACAGCGACACGCUUGUCGUCAUGAAGCCGCUCAUCCAGCACAUUCGCGCCGACGUGCGGCAGCAGUUUACGACCGAAAUCUACCACAACGGCGCCGACAAGUCGGACGCGGCGCUCGAGGCUACGAUCGCGGCCUUGAAGAAGGUGGGCGUCCCGAUUCUGGGCGUCCUGCCCGGCGCCGAGACAGGCGUGUGCCUCGCCGACCGUCUCUCGGAUCGCAUGGGACUGGCUUCCAACGGCGCCAAAGGCACGGAAGCGCGGCGCAACAAGUACCUCAUGGGCGAGAAGAUCCGAGCGGCCAAGUUGCGCGCGGUCAAGCAGUGUUCGGCGACGACGUGGAAUGAGAUUGUGGCGUUUCUCGAAAACGACUUGCGCCCGGAUCCGUUCGAGGUGAUUGUCAAGCCCGUCGAGAGCGCGGGCAGCGACGACGUGACGCUGUGCCGGUCCAUGGACGAGGUCCGCGCCGCGUUUGGCAACAUCCAGGGCAAGAUCAACCACCUCGGCCUCGCAAACACAGCAACGCUCGUCCAAGAGUACCUCGUCGGCACCGAGUACGUCGUGGAUACCGUCUCGCGCGACGGUGUGCACAAGGUCGUGGCGGUCUGGGAGUACGACAAGCGGCCGGUCAAUGGCGCGCCGUUUGUCUACUAUGGCGUCCUCUUGCGCGACGCGUCGAGCGACGUGGCGCAGCGCCUCAUUGCGUACAUUUUGCAGGUCCUUGAUGCGCUCGAGAUCCGCAUCGGCCCGGGACACGCCGAAGUCAAGUUUGUCCACGGUGAGCCGUGCCUCGUCGAGAUUGGCGCGCGCUGCCAUGGCGGCGAAGGCACGUACAUCCCGAUCGUGACGCCGUGCAUUGGCUACAACCAAGUCGGCGUGACGCUCGACGCGUACUUUGACAAGCCGGCGUUUGACGCGCUCCCGGUCGUGCCCGCGACGUUGCGCGCACACGGCUGCGAGGCCAUGCUCGUGGCCUACGAGCAUGGCACGCUCACGGCGCUGCCGGGCCUCGACGAGAUUACGCGACUGGGCUCGUAUGUCUCCAGUAGCUUUCACGCCAAAGUGGGCGACCGCGUCGUGCCGACGCGCGACAUGUUUGACACGCCGGGCAGCAUCUUGCUCGUCCACGCCUCCAAGGACAUUUUGGAGGCGGACUAUGCACGCAUCCGUGCGCUGGAGCACGACGGUUUGUACGCGAUCGAGCCGUCGUGUCCGGUCCUAGACCCGCUCGAGGUGGUCGUUGUCGUCGACCCGUUCUCGACGGGCGCGGUGGUCGCCGAGCGUGUGACCCGCCGCGGCUAUGCGUGCAUCUGCCUGUACAGCGACCGGCUCGACAAGAUGGAAGGUGUUGCGAGUCUGGUGCCAGAUGGACUCACGCUGCAGUUUGCGGCGACGGCCGAGCACACGGGCGACGCAAGCUCGACGUCGGUGCUUUUGCAGCGCGUCGCCGAUGCAAUCGAGCACCGACGGGCCAACAUCAUCGCGGUGCUUCCUGGCGCCGAGACGGGCGUCCUCCUCGCGGACGAGCUCGGGACGCUCCUCAACUUGACGCGCAACAAGAUGGAGCACACGCUGGCGCGCCGGGACAAGUACCUCAUGGGCGAGACGCUCCGAGACGCCGGUGUCCGCGCCGUACAGCAAGCCAAGUGCACGACGUGGGCGCAAGUAAAAGCGUUUAUCGAUCGCUUGGCGAUGGAGACGUUUGAGGUGGUGCUCAAGCCCGUCAACAGCGCGGGCACGGAAGAUGUCACGCUCUGUCUCUCGCUCGACGAAGCAAAAGACACGUUCCACACGAUCCUCGGCAAGAUCAACGGCCUCGGCCUCACGAACGAAGCCGUGCUCGUCCAAGAGUUUCUCGAAGGCGACGAGUACGUGAUCGACACUGUGUCGUGCAACGGCAAGCACAAGGUGACGGCCAUCUGGAAGUACGACAAGCGCCGCGUGAACGACGCCGCCUUUGUGUACUUUGGCCUCUCGAUCGUGCCCGCGACGCCCGGCCUUGUCGACGCGCUCAUCGACUAUCAGUUUACAGUCCUCGACGCGCUUGGGUUUGAGCACGGGCCGGGCCACGGCGAAGUCAAGUUUUGCCGCGGCUCGCCCGUGCUGAUCGAGGUUGGCGCGCGCUGCCAUGGCGGCGAAGGCGCGUGGGUCCCGAUCGCCGACACGUGCGUCGGCUACAACCAGGUUGACGUGACGGUCGACGUGUACCUCGGUCGCCACAGUGUCUUUGACGCGCUGCCCGAGCGGCCGCUGGCGCUGCCGCAGUAUGGCUGCGAGGUCAUGCUCGUCUCGUACGUCGAAGGCGUCCUCCAGGGGUACCCGGGCCUCAAGGAAAUCACGGCCAUGCCAUCGUUUCUGCGCAAAGACCUCUUGCUCAAGCCCGGCGACCGCCUCAAGCCAACCAUCGAUAUGUUUACGACGCCCGGCAGCAUCCUCCUCAUCCAUGCGGACGCGACCGUUCUGGACGCGGACCGCCGCCGCAUCCGCGAGCUUGAGGUCGCUGGCUUGUACGACGUUGCUUGA